Molecule: messenger RNA, 3161 nt
Organism: Budorcas taxicolor (takin)
Lineage: Eukaryota; Metazoa; Chordata; Mammalia; Artiodactyla; Bovidae
Gene: CARM1
Product: coactivator associated arginine methyltransferase 1
Exons: 16
Coding region: 1-1827 (608 amino acids)
Biological process (GO): peptidyl-arginine methylation
Molecular function (GO): protein-arginine N-methyltransferase activity
Source: RefSeq, a predicted model, not a curated record
AUGGCAGCAACGGCGGCGGCGGCGGGGCCGGGCGUGGGCGGCGCGGGGGCGGCCAGCACGGGUGUCACGGGGCCCUGCGGGGCCGUGUCCGUGUUCCCCGGCGCCCGCCUCCUCACCAUCGGCGACGCGAACGGCGAGAUCCAGCGGCACGCGGAGCAGCAGGCGCUGCGCCUCGAGGUGCGCGCCGGCCCGGACGCGGCGGGCAUCGCCCUCUACAGCCAUGAAGACGUGUGUGUGUUCAAGUGCUCGGUGUCCCGGGAGACGGAGUGCAGCCGGGUGGGCAAGCAGUCCUUCAUCAUCACCCUGGGCUGCAACAGUGUCCUCCUCCAGUUCGCCACACCCAGCGAUUUCUGCUCCUUCUAUAACAUCCUGAAGACCUGCCGAGGCCACACCCUGGAGCGGUCGGUAUUCAGCGAGCGCACAGAGGAGUCUUCUGCUGUGCAGUAUUUCCAGUUUUAUGGCUACCUGUCCCAGCAGCAGAACAUGAUGCAGGACUACGUGCGGACGGGGACCUACCAGCGCGCCAUCCUGCAGAACCACGCAGACUUCAAGGACAAGAUCGUUCUUGACGUUGGCUGCGGCUCUGGGAUCCUGUCGUUUUUUGCUGCCCAGGCUGGAGCGAGAAAGAUCUACGCAGUGGAGGCCAGCACCAUGGCCCAGCACGCUGAGGUCUUGGUGAAAAGUAACAACCUCACCGACCGCAUCGUGGUCAUCCCUGGGAAGGUGGAGGAGGUCUCGCUGCCCGAGCAAGUGGACAUUAUCAUUUCGGAGCCCAUGGGCUACAUGCUCUUCAACGAGCGCAUGCUUGAGAGCUACCUCCACGCCAAGAAGUACCUGCGGCCUGGCGGAAACAUGUUCCCCACCAUUGGUGAUGUCCACCUGGCACCCUUCACGGACGAGCAGCUCUACAUGGAGCAGUUCACCAAGGCCAACUUCUGGUACCAGCCAUCCUUCCACGGAGUGGACCUGUCAGCCCUCCGAGGUGCUGCAGUGGACGAGUAUUUCCGGCAGCCUGUGGUGGACACAUUUGACAUCCGGAUCCUGAUGGCCAAGUCCGUCAAGUACACGGUGAACUUCUUAGAAGCCAAAGAAGGAGAUUUGCACAGGAUAGAAAUCCCAUUCAAGUUCCACAUGCUGCAUUCCGGGCUGGUUCACGGUCUGGCUUUCUGGUUUGAUGUCGCUUUCAUCGGCUCUAUAAUGACCGUGUGGCUGUCCACGGCCCCGACGGAGCCCCUGACCCACUGGUACCAAGUCCGGUGCCUGUUCCAGUCGCCACUGUUCGCCAAGGCUGGGGACACGCUCUCAGGGACAUGUCUGCUUAUUGCCAACAAAAGACAGAGCUACGACAUCAGUAUUGUGGCCCAGGUGGACCAGACAGGCUCCAAGUCCAGCAACCUCCUGGACCUGAAAAACCCAUUCUUCAGAUACACAGGCACGACACCCUCCCCGCCGCCUGGCUCCCACUACACUUCGCCCUCGGAGAACAUGUGGAAUGCCGGCAGCACCUACAACCUCAGCAGUGGGAUGGCUGUGGCCGGAAUGCCGACCGCCUACGACCUGAGCAGUGUUAUUGCCGGAGGCUCCAGUGUGGGCCACAACAACCUGAUUCCUCUAGCCAACACGGGGAUUGUCAAUCACACCCACUCCCGGAUGGGCUCCAUAAUGAGCACGGGGAUUGUCCAAGGGUCCUCCGGCGCCCAGGGCAGCAGCAGUGGCAGCUCCAGCGCCCACUAUGCGGUCAACAGCCAGUUCACCAUGGGCGGCCCCGCCAUCUCCAUGGCCUCACCCAUGUCCAUCCCGACCAACACCAUGCACUAUGGGAGCUAGGCCCCUGCGGCGCGGAACGGACUGACAGCACCAGGAAACCAAAUGAAGACCCUGCCCCCCCCAACCCCGGGCGGCUGUGACCCCUGACCUGGAGAGGCCCACACGCCCGGCCACAGCCUCUUUGCUACGGGAACUUGAACACUUUUUUUACACGACGUUGCCGCCGCCGCCGCCCCCACCCCACUGCCCACCCACAUCUUGGCCCCAAGCGCGUGUCGCUGCCAUAUUUUACACACGAUCAUGUCGUGGGAGCUCUGUGCCCACCGUCCCCCGACCCGGCUCUCUCCACCCUGACCUGGGUUUGACAUCAUCUUUAACAGGCGUGUCCGGGUCUGAUAGCUGCAGGCCUGGUGGCGAGGGAGGGGUCAGUGGCUGCCCUGCCUGGUCCCUCGGGGCCGGUCCCCUGCCUGUCUCUGGCAGGGAAGGUAGUCCUGGCCCCUUCCUGGAGGGGCCUCCCCUUCAACUACCAGGCCUUGGUCACCACAGGCGUGACAUGCUGCUUUUUUUAAUUUUAUUUUUUUAUGAAAAGAACCAGUGUCAAUCCACAGACCCUCUGAGAAAUCAGGCCGGCCGGGCCGAGCCAGCAGCCCCUCUCCCCAGCUCAGAGGCUCAGUGGUUAGGGGUGGUCCUACCGAGUCUUCAGGAUGGGGUGGGGCCGGGCCUCUGGAGCCCAGGGAGCCCCUCGGCCCCCUCCCACCAAAGGGUUCACCUCACACUUGAAUGUACAACCCACCCGGCUAUCGGGAAGGCCCUCCGUCCUCAGCCCCUGCCUCUUGCUGCUGUCCUGUCCCUGAGCCCCUGCAGGCCCCACCCCCACCUGCACCCAGAGCUAGAAAGGGUGGCCUGGGGGCCCUGGGCCUGGAGGGAAGGGUCAGUGUCAGCCGCUUGGGGCAGACGCAGAAACCUCAAGGGUCUGUCGUGGAAGGCGUCCUUUCUCCUUGUAGCUAAUGUUAGGCCUGUGAACCCCCUUCAGUAUUUGUAGAUGCUCCUCCCGUCCCUCCUACUCUGAUGGCAUUCUGGUCCCACCCCAGCCUGGGAAGGGGCCUUGCAGGGACCUCUCCAAAAAAAAAAGAAAAGGAAAAAAAUGAAAAUAAAAAAACCCAUAGAAAUAUAUGUUUCAGCACAGGCAGUUUUCUUCUAAUUCUGCUCCCCCGUUUCUAACAACCCCAGACUUGGAUGUGGUGGAGCUCAGGCUCAGCUCAAGGCCCGCUCUCUGGGCACCCCAGGAAGAGCAGGUGCAGCCCAGGCUGGGGUGGCCCCGGGGGGGCAAUGGCCGCCCUGGAAGCUCCCUGCUCUGCCCCUCUCCCGCCUUUAUAUAAAUUCUCUGAAUCACC